Messenger RNA from Cotesia congregata, 1721 nucleotides. Lineage: Eukaryota; Metazoa; Arthropoda; Insecta; Hymenoptera; Braconidae. The record is from the annotation of a GenBank genome assembly.
CCAUGACCGGCUCCCGGCUCGGAAGAGGCCGCGGCGGCCGUCUAGCUGUCUAUGGAGGCUGUGCAAUUGUUGUAUUUCUUUUAGUAUUUUUAUACCGCGCCGCUACCACUGAAAUGACGAGGCUUAGAGAAUUACAUGUACAGUGUACACACCAGCAGGAAGCUUUAGCCGCUCAACUUCAAGUAAUAUUUGAGUAUAAAGAAAGAUUAGAAAAAUCUUUGACUGAAGAAAAAAAUUCAAACGCAGCUGCGAAACAUGAUCUCCAAGAACGUGCCAAUCGCGAGAAAUCUCUGAGAGAUAAAGACAGUAUAGAAGCCUUGCAGAGAUUUAAUUCUCUGCAGCAGGAGCAUAAACUUCUGAAGACAGAGCAUCAAGAUCUGCGUGACGAGUGCGAGAAAGUGCAUAAGCAGGCGUUGGAGGAGAGAAGCCAGCUGGAGACGACGCUGCAAAUGCUGAGGAGUCAAAUAAAGAAAGCCCAGGAGGACAAGGAACAAUCUAUGGAACACCUGAAGAACAAGUACAUGGAGCUCGAGACUGAGAAGACUAAAAUCGAGAAAAAUUAUAAUGAGUUGAUGAAAAGCAACGGGAAUACUGACAUCGGGCAACCCAGCGUUGAAAAAGAACCCAAAAAGAGACUGGCUCAGCAGCAAUCGGCCCCUUCACCCCAACAGGUAAGUCAACCGAGUAACAACGACGGUGAUAAUCCUCAACCUAUCCAAGCACCACGCAAUCAUCAACCAAUUGAUAAUUCUCUUGAGAAUAAUCAGGAUGACAAAGAUCAGAAUAUCAACAAUAUAGGAUUUAUUCAAAAGAACGGUAUGAUCGUGCCUGCUGGUGCUAAUGACAUUGAGCGUGACAACGAACAAAAAUCACUACCGUUACCUUAUGUUGUAAAAAAAAAAAAUAACAAUGACAAUGGUAAAGAUGUUAAUACCGAGCAAGUUAAAUUAAAUCGUGAAAAAAUUGAGGAGGAUAAUAAUGAUAAUAAUGACAAUAAUCCGGUAUUGCCGAUGCCAAAUCAAAUGAAUAAUAAUUAUAAUAAUAAUAAUAAUAAUAAUGGUAAAUCAUCGUCGACUGACAAUAACAUGAUACCGUUUUUAAAACCGCAAGCUAUUGAUAAACCUAUAAAUUUAGUUGUUAACGUAGCGAAAGAAUCAACUGUAGGAAGUUAUACAAAAUCAAGUACAAAUUCUUCCUCAAUAGUGUCUUCCGAUAAAUUACUCCCAAAUGCUGUCGUGGCGCCUGUUAAAUCAGCUUCACGUGGAAAAUUGCCCGUUGGCGUUCUGCCAAUACCAAAGUUAGUUGAUCAAAAAGUUGAUACCGAAGAACUUAAAAAAAUAAAUCUCAAUCGAAUUUCGCUGAGCGAGGACAACAAAAACAGCAAUAACAAUUUAAAUAUUGACGGCAAUAAUAAUUUAAACCGUAAUAAUAAUCACAACAACCACAAUGGUGUCAGACAAACAAAAAAUUCAGAAGAGGCACCCGGGAAUAUUGAGCACGACGUUGACAAGCACGUAGCUGAUCAAAUCCUCGGGAGACAAGAAAAUCCUCCUUGGUAUAGAGUUAAGCCUGGUGUUCAGGAAAUUGGAGACGAACCUAAUCAUUUGAGAAAGCUUCCUGAUGAUAUUAAUUUAGAGGAAGGCGAAGAAGAGGAAGAGGAAGAAGAAGAUGGUGACGAAGAGCCAUUCGAUUAUCAAAAUAAUGCUGGGGAUAAACACAAA